CACGGCGAAUUGGCCGACAGUGAGUCAUACACCAGUGGUCGGAACUUGAAAUAUGACGAUAAGCAAAAUGGGAGGAAAGUCGUUGCUAGCUUACUGAAGUUGGGGGGUUCUCCUUGUGGAAGAGGUAGAGGUGGCGGCGCAUACCACGAGUUCACUCUCAUAAUCAAAGGAGUGAGCCCAGCCUUCCAACAUACCUCCCCCUUUCAUUGGGCUAAGAUGAGUAUUACCAGUGAUGAAGUGAACUUCUUGGUCUACAGAUACCUCCAAGAAUCAGGUUUCUCCCACUCAGCAUUCACCUUUGGCAUUGAGAGCCACAUCAGCCAGUCCAACAUCAAUGGAACACUAGUGCCCCCUGCAGCCCUCAUCUCCAUCCUGCAGAAAGGGCUUCAGUAUGUGGAGGCAGAAAUUAGCAUCAAUGAGGACGGUACAGUCUUCGAUGGUCGACCGAUUGAGUCGCUGUCGCUCAUUGACGCGGUGAUGCCUGAUGUGGUGCAGACGCGGCAGCAGGCCUUCCGCGACAAGUUAGCCCAGCAGCAGGCUACCUGUGGCAUGGCAGCUUCAACCUCUGGAAACCAGUCUAAUGCACCAAAGAAUGGAGAAGCCACCGUCAAUGGGGAGGAGAAUGGCACUCACAACAUGAAUAACCACAGUGAACCCAUGGAGAUGGAUGUAGAUGUUGAGAUACCAGCCAGUAAAGCCACAGUACUCCGAGGCCACGAGUCCGAAGUGUUCAUCUGUGCCUGGAACCCUGUCAGCGAUCUGCUGGCCUCGGGCUCGGGAGAUUCCACUGCCAGGAUCUGGAACCUGAACGAGAAUAAUAACUCUAACUCCACCCAGCUGGUGCUGCGCCACUGUAUCCGAGAAGGUGGUCAGGAUGUCCCCAGCAACAAAGAUGUUACCUCACUAGACUGGAAUAGCGAUGGGACUCUCCUGGCAACAGGCUCAUAUGACGGAUUUGCCAGGAUAUGGACAAAAGAUGGAACUCUGGCAAGCACCUUGGGACAGCACAAAGGGCCUAUAUUUGCACUCAAGUGGAACAAGAAGGGAAACUCUAUUCUCAGUGCUGGAGUAGAUAAGACGACAAUCAUUUGGGAUGCACACACAGGAGAAGCAAAGCAGCAGUUCCCUUUUCAUUCAGCUCCUGCUUUGGAUGUCGAUUGGCAGAACAACACCACCUUCGCCUCCUGUAGCACAGACAUGUGCAUCCACGUAUGUCGACUUGGCAACGACCGACCCCUCAAGACCUUCCAGGGACACACGAAUGAAGUUAACGCCAUUAAGUGGGAUCCAUCAGGUAUGCUGCUUGCAUCCUGCUCAGAUGACAUGACGUUAAAGAUUUGGAGUAUGAAGCAGGAGACCUGUGUUCACGACCUCCAGGCUCACAGCAAAGAGAUCUACACAAUCAAGUGGAGCCCCACAGGCCUGGGCACAAACAACCCCAACUCCAACAUCAUGCUCGCCAGUGCCUCAUUUGACUCAACAGUGCGACUGUGGGAUGUCGAGCGAGGGAUUUGUAUUCACACGCUGACCAAGCACCAGGAGCCUGUCUACAGUGUGGCUUUCAGCCCUGAUGGCAAACAUCUGGCCAGUGGCUCUUUUGAUAAGUGUGUCCACAUUUGGAACACUACAACCGGAGCUUUGGUGCACAGCUACAGGGGCACUGGUGGUAUUUUCGAAGUGUGCUGGAACAGCACUGGGGACAAAGUUGGUGCCAGUGCAUCAGACGGCUCGGUAUGUGUCCUUGACCUUCGAAAAUAGCCGACUUCAGACUUUGAUGAAUCCUGCAACAUGCAGCAAAUUGGCUUCCUCUGACAUCAGCAGACACACUCGUUGCUCAAGUGGAGUUGUUCAGGUGGACUGAAAUAAAAGGAGUAAAACCAGAUCACACCCAGCAGCUUCUGACCAGUGGAGUCCAGUUCACCUUCGUUUGUUGAUGUGCAUUUUUAAUGAUACACCUAUUUGGAAUUUGGUAUGGAAGCCAGUUAAGAGAUCCCCAAGACUGGACUGAAUCCAACUCCCAGCGUGUAUCCAUGUUUUAAAAGGUGCCUAAUGAGGAAGUGCUGUGCACCCUUCAGGCCAUUUGUCCAACUGUUAUGGGGUUGUGGAAACACAAAGAUGUUUUAUAUUAAAAAAAAAGUGUUAGAGAUACAUUUGGGUUUGAAAGGCAACACAUUAUGAAAGAAAGAUUUUUAGAAAUCCUUUGUGCAAAUGUUACUUCAUGUCCAAAUGAAAUAAUUGGGAGUGUGAGAAAAGUAUUAGACACUGAAGCACUGGUGCUGUCUGUUGACAGGGUGCUUAACUUCUCCUCAGUGGAGAAUAGUUUGUUUCAAGAUGGACUUUUGGAAGUCAAAAUUUAACGCGCCGCUACGAGGUCAUUCUUAGUUCAUGUUUAACUUAAGGUCAGCAAAAGGAAAACCUGCCAAGAAAUAGUUCUGACCUAAAAUGACUGGCUCAGUAAACCUAGGAAUAGAAAAUGUCAUUUUGUGGGCAUAAUGUGAAAAGUGUGGUUUACAAAGAGAAUCUUUUUCCCUAUUGUGGAUGUAAAUUUAAAGAAUGUAAAGAUAUGUAAAUUAGAUGAAUACACAGACUUAUAUACUGUGUAUAUAUGUUUAUAUACAGUACACAUAUACAGUACACUUUAUUGCCAUCCUGUCAGGGCUCAUUAAUGGCUAGAGCUGUCAAAUCUUUACUGAUGAUGCAUUACAAGACUUCUU
Monopterus albus (swamp eel) is the source of this 2714-nucleotide messenger RNA. It is a transcript of the gene tbl1x, whose product is annotated as transducin beta like 1 X-linked. The coding region runs from base 217 to 1758 and encodes 513 amino acids. Gene Ontology annotation, biological process: regulation of transcription by RNA polymerase II. NCBI's taxonomy places the organism in Eukaryota, Metazoa, Chordata, Actinopteri, Synbranchiformes, Synbranchidae. Gene Ontology annotation, cellular component: histone deacetylase complex. The transcript has 15 exons. Gene Ontology annotation, molecular function: transcription corepressor activity; protein binding. The record is from RefSeq and is a predicted model, not a curated record.